Arachis ipaensis is the source of this 643-nucleotide messenger RNA. NCBI's taxonomy places the organism in Eukaryota, Viridiplantae, Streptophyta, Magnoliopsida, Fabales, Fabaceae. The record is from RefSeq and is a predicted model, not a curated record.
AUGAGGACAGCUAUAAUUUUGCCAGAACAUCAUGCUAAUGACCCUGAACCCGAGCCUGUUAUGCUUGAUGCAAUCCCCACUUUGAAGUUCAACCAAGAGGCCUUCAGUGCCAUUGAAGAUACACAGUGUGUCAUAUGUUUGGCAGAUUACAGAGAAAGAGAAGUGUUACGCAUCAUGCCGAAAUGCGGUCACACAUUUCAUCUUUCUUGCAUUGACAUAUGGCUGAGGAAACAAUCCACUUGCCCGGUAUGCCGUCUGCCAUUGAAAAACUCGUCCGAGGCGAAACAUGUUAGACCUGUUACAUUUACCAUGAGCCAGCCUCUUGAUGAGUCGCACACACCAGAAAGGAAUCAAGAUAGUGAGAGUCGUGUCGAACCGGCCGCUAGCAACUCCUCACAACCACCACCUCCCGGAGAACCAGAAGCAAGGCAAUGAUCUACUCGGGGGAGAAGGGUUCUUCUCAAAAGAAAGUAGUGUACAAUUUCUGCUUCUAUAGAGAAAGGCUUCUAAUUAGAUUGGAUUCAAAUUCUUUGUCUGUACUCUGUAGUAUGGCAUUCAUAUUCACUUGGUGGUUUAAAACAAGGCUUGUCAACAGUGAUUUCUACAGCUUACAUGUAAAUAAAUAUGUUUUUGUUUUGGUGCA